AUGUCUGCCCUCAUUGGACCUAUAUCCGGAGCGCUUGUCGCAGGCGGGGUAUAUUACGGUAUCUCCAAUCUCAUUCAUACCAGAACUGAGCAACAGCGCCGGGAACUGCAUACGCUAUCAGUUCGUUUGACCGAAACCCCUACGUUCGUGAACGCACCCCCGUCCGCUGCAUCAAGGAUCGAGCAUAGACCAUUCGCAUCUCUGAUAAAGGGGAAAUGGAACGAUGAGAUAGACAACCUGGUUGCUGGCUUGCGUUCGUUAGAUGAACGUGCCAUUUCCUAUGGCAAGAAGCUCUUAUACAACUCUACCACCCCGCCCAAAACAUCAUGA
This is a messenger RNA of Pleurotus ostreatus (oyster mushroom), 330 nucleotides long. RefSeq lists its product as uncharacterized. The coding region runs from base 1 to 330 and encodes 109 amino acids. The record is from RefSeq and is a predicted model, not a curated record. Gene Ontology annotation, cellular component: mitochondrial crista junction; MICOS complex. Gene Ontology annotation, biological process: cristae formation. Lineage: Eukaryota; Fungi; Basidiomycota; Agaricomycetes; Agaricales; Pleurotaceae. The transcript has 4 exons.